This is a messenger RNA of Cryphonectria parasitica EP155, 1308 nucleotides long. Its product is annotated as Clavaminate synthase-like protein. The transcript is spliced from 3 exons. The record is from RefSeq and is a predicted model, not a curated record. NCBI's taxonomy places the organism in Eukaryota, Fungi, Ascomycota, Sordariomycetes, Diaporthales, Cryphonectriaceae. Bases 112 to 1230 code for a protein of 372 amino acids.
UGCAGUCUUCGGAACUGAUCCCGCAGUGCUAUUCCAGAAACAGAAGAAAACAGAAGGAAAGAAAAGUAGAAAUCCAGAAGAAAGAAGCAAGGGAGAAAAAGUAGAGAAAGGAUGGCCCCCAUCGCGCAGGCGGUUACGGUCUCGCUCGAGGAGCUAAAGAAAGGCUCUGUUCCCUUCAGCACGCUCCAGGAGGCAUUCGGCCCGGAGUCGCUGGGGAUUCUCGUCGUCAAUGACGUACCGCCCGAGUUCGCCAAUCUGCGACGCCAUGUACUGUCAUACUCGUCCUUUCUUGGGAAUCUGCCCAAGUCCGAGCUAGAUAAGCUCGAGAAUGAGAAGGCAAAGUAUCUUACUGGUUGGUCGCUGGGCAAGGAGACGCUCAAGAACGGUCAGGUAGACAACCUCAAGGGCUCGUUCUACGCCAACUGCGCCUUCUACAUCGACCCGGAGCUGUCGUGCGCGGCGCCCACAGGGGAAUACAACGAGGAAAACUUCCCCGAGUACCUCAGCCCUAACAUAUGGCCCAGCGAGGCCGUGCUCCCUGGCAUGCGUGCCGCUGUCGAGGAGCUGUGCAGGCUCAUCAUCGACGUCGCGGUGCUGGUUGCGGGCGCGUGUGACAGCUUCGCCGAGCAGGAGAUCCCGGGCUACCCAGCGGCGUAUCUACAGCGUAUGAUGGCUGGCUCUAUGACCACCAAGGCGAGACUGCUGCAUUACUUCCCAGAACCGGCUGGCGCUGCUGCUACUGCUGCUGCCCCGGCGUCGGAGGGUGACGAGGAUGACUGGUGCGCCACGCACCUGGACCACGGCUGCCUCACAGGCCUGACGUCGGCCAUGUUCGUUGACGAGGGCGCCGCCGACCCGACGGUGCCCAAGUUCGAGCCGUCUUUGCCGGAAGCGCUGCAGCCCCUCGACGAGCUCGAGUCCUCGCCAGACCCGGCGGCCGGGCUGUACAUCAAGUCCCGCACAGGGCAGACGGUGCAGGUGAAGAUCCCGCGCGACUGCAUCGCGUUCCAGACGGGCGAGGCGCUGGAGCAGAUCACAGACGGGCGGUUCAAGGCUGUGCCGCACUUUGUGCGCGGGGCCAGGGCGACGGGGCCCGGUGCUGCGAGGGUAGCGCGGAAUACGUUGGCCGUCUUCACGCAGCCGAACCUGGACGAGGUGGUGGAUCGCGGGCGGGGCAUCACGUUUGGGGAGUUUGCGAGGGGCAUCGUGGCGAAAAAUACGGUUUCUUGAAUGGUGGCACAUUGUCAGAGGGCAAACAAAUUUGUCUUGCCGACAUUACAUGAGAAAAGGAACAAGAAGAUCCCAGCC